CGUCUUCUCAGUAAGGGUAGCUACAAUCAUUGAGAUGCAGUCAGUGGAUUUUUUCUUGAGCCAGGAUGGGCUCGAACAUGGAAGUAUGGGGAAAGACCCAUGCUACGAUGACAAUGAGUGAAGUCUGAAGCCGCAUUUCAUCUUACGGUUCAAGCAACCUUGAUCGUCCCCGCACUUUUUCGGUAUGGAAUGCUGAUGGCAGAUUGGCUGCCAACGCUGCAAUGCCAAAAGAGACUUUGAGGCGCCGAGAGCAGAAAGCUGCUGCUUUUGCUGUACGUUCAGGGACAGCAGAGCGGCGACCGCUCGAAGCUCACGAAGCUCAAAGCUUUUUCCGUGUGACUCGGUGCUUUUUAGCCUUUGCAAGACUACGGUGUGUGUAUGAAUCAUCAAGAGGAGUUUAUCGAGUUAGUCACCGACAUUUGCUCUAUUGCAUUGAAGUCAAGGCCAUCGAUGCCCGUGAUGCUGCAGGAUUUGGGAUCCGGAAGCUCUCCCUCCUCGAUGUGGACAGUCUUCAUGAGGCUCCAGAAUGUAUCACAUGGGAGCACCGAAUCUCGCUGCUAUACUAUGCAGCAUGGAGAAAACGAGAUCACUUCGUCAGUGCAUUGCUCCAUGCCCGAGCUAACCCAUCUGUCCGGGAAGAGGGCCUUCAAAAUCAUCCCAGCCCCGCCAGAUCCGAGAUGGCCAUGCACAUUGUAGACGGACUUCGAACAGAAUCCGCAGUGUGGCUGUGUCAUGCGUUGGUUCAUUUGCGCUUCCGCGGAAAGCGCUCUGGGGAGACAGGUUGCUGUGAGGAGUGUAAAACCUCGAACAGUGAGCGGGCGGUGAAGGGCUUUGGCGCUUUGCUUGCUUGGCCCUGUGGUCAUCGUUGCCCAGAACUGAGCGCUUCAUAACUAUUUAUAUUGUUGUUACUUUAUUGUUUUCUGUUUUUGGCGGGGUAGGCCGCUAUAGGUAGCUAGUAGCUUAAGUAAGCUACUAGCUAAGACCCAGAAAAGCUCACGCUUCUUCAAGGAUGCUCCCCCGCCUGAGAGAGAUGGGGGAGCUUCCUUUUCUCUCAAGCCGGCGCAACGGGG
This is a messenger RNA of Durusdinium trenchii, 1070 nucleotides long. NCBI's taxonomy places the organism in Eukaryota, Dinophyceae, Suessiales, Symbiodiniaceae. The record is from the annotation of a GenBank genome assembly.